AUGGAUUUGAACAAGGACGAAGAUCACCCCAUCACGCGAUAUCGUCGUCCCCUUUUCACUGAGUCUAUCACUCCGCUCACGAGCGAGAAGACAGAGGUGAGGAGACAAAAAUGUCAAAUUUUUCUGAAAGAGACCACUAAAAGAACUAGAGUUAUCGAUCCACCGGAGGUAGAGGUGGCGCCAACUUGCCUAGAGCGAUACAACUAUCCCAUCUUCAAUCCAAAUGAUCCACGACACAAUCCUUUCUUGGAGCAUGAUAGGAACCAGCGUGAGAGUCAUUCUUCGUCCUCGGACUCGCAGAAACAACCGCGUGAGCAGAAUUUCCCACUGCGAUCGCUACACAAGGCUCGAUCAGGGCUUCUGGCUAUCACGGCAGGCUGGUUCCACCGUUCCAGUCGCACGCGGGCGACUGGCGACGAAACUGAAUUCUCGAGGCCAGGAAUAUCUAGUAUGAGCACAGAGGAAGAUUUGGCCUUUGGGGUGGAUCUCUACCGAACGAAUACACUUCCUAAUCCUGACCACGAGGCUAGCAUGGAGGCUUUGAUGCGGGUAGCUGCUUUCGCCCCGCUGGCAAGCAUUGUCUCAGCUCCAGAGCAACUGGGAAGUUAUAACUAUACUUUGCUUGGGCCAGACGAAGCGCCGGAGUAUAUACCAGGGGGAAAUCGCCAUCGCUUGAACACUGCUUCUCGGGUGUGGGAGAUGGAAUCUAAUCAUGGGUAUCGAGCCGAUUGCAACCCCGAGAAUAUGAUGAUUCAAAUAACUCAUUCCGACUCAUCAACAGAAUGCGGAAAGAAGACGGUGCUGAAAGCACCAAGUGAUAAUACGAUAGAAGGGUUUGAACCCGACAUGCGCACAUCUGAGAAGGCUGCUGUACCGCGUGAGCCUCAAGAAAUCACCAUGUACGAUGAUGGUUCUGUCUAUCGUGAGCAAUGGAAGGAAAACAAAAUAGCUUGGAUCAAGUCUCGAGACAAACAGCUGUUCGAAUACGACGGUCUGCCAUGCGGCCAUGAGAGGGGAUCUUUGGCAUUUUCAAAGCAGGAAGCAUUGAGCACUAUUUCGUCCAAUACACCCCACUAUCGCGAUCCCAAUGUUAUACUCUCCGGGGCAUUCGUCUCUCAAGAGCAUCUGCAGGUACCUGAAAAUCUACCGGUAUCUGAGGACCUUCGGUGUAGACACGAGGAUUCCGAGGGAAGGUCCGUUGAAGUGAAGAUCGCCUUCCCUGCUUUAUAUCAAGAGUUGGUGGACCAAUGGAAACGAGAACAGAGUCCCAGCCAGGGGCCUGCAGGCGAUUUACUUGAGGCUUUCAUAGACAUACAUAGUAGCCGCCACCCGGAGCCCAGCCCCAUCACUGUGCUGCAGAUGCCUGAGCAGCGGGUUCUUGGGCUCUCUCCUCCGAUACUUGGUGAAGCGUCUGACCCUUCAUCAGCCUCGAACGAGAGCUUAGCACUGGGCCUUGAGCGUGCACGGUCAGCAGCGAUGGAAGAUGUGCAGCGUCCAGAGUCCAAUCAUUCAUUUGGUCUCCACAUAUCUCCCAGAAGCGAAAUUGCCAACAGAAAUGGCUUGGGCAGCUGGAGACGGCCUAGUCGACUCUCUUUGGUCUCUCGUCAACAGCCGUCUGCAAGAGAGCCAUACACAUUCACUACGAGCUGGCAACUAGCCACAUCACCUGUCUCACCCUGUGAUUCAGAAUUUACGUAUGGGGCUAUGACCUCGCCCAGCAGUGCCUUGUGGUCGCCUCUGGACUCUCCUAUUGAUGAGGAGAUUCUGUUCUCAAACUUUCUCCGAGAUGAGUUCUAUAUGGUGGAUGGCAAAACCAGCGGCAUUUAUCCUGACCAAGGUGGUCAAUUCGUCAAGGUAGAGGAUCCCCAUGUGAUCAUGACCGGUGAUGGCAGCAUUCACAGCGGGCCUGGGCUGGAUCGUACGUCGUCCACUGGAAGACCUGAAACUACGAGGCCCCCCUCUUUGUGGGCGCGCCCGCGGCCGAUCUCCAACAUAAUACAGUCGAUGACUGAAAGAGACGGAAGUGAGUCGAGCGAUGGUGUCCAUCGAUAG
Penicillium chermesinum is the source of this 2052-nucleotide messenger RNA. RefSeq lists its product as uncharacterized. The transcript is spliced from 2 exons. The coding region runs from base 1 to 2052 and encodes 683 amino acids. Lineage: Eukaryota; Fungi; Ascomycota; Eurotiomycetes; Eurotiales; Aspergillaceae. The record is from RefSeq and is a predicted model, not a curated record.